AAUUGACAACUAUUACAGUAACUGCGCUCAUUGCCUCCGCCGGUGUAGUACCCGCCUGAACAAGGGAAAUCGUGACUUCUCAUGUUCGUCAUCAUUGUUUGAAGCAGGAAGUCUGUGGGUUUUCUGAUUGGACAGAGUUCAACCAUUUAUUUACUUUCAAUUUUGAAAGGAAGGAAAGUUACUGUACCGUGUGCUCUAACACCAAUUUUUUUUUCUUGGGAAUAAAUUAUCGGUACACGUAUUUUUGUGUGGUCAAAUCUACGAAAUUAAGAGGUUUGCGACCACCACGGUUGCUGUAGUACGGGGAAGUUUUUGGCUUAGCUGAGAGUACACGUAGGUGUAGCUGUAUUGUCUGCACUAAGAAAAACCCGGAAACCUGCCUACGCAAUACAAUGGAUGUUCCCCAACUUACUGAAGACGAAAUGGCUGAAAUAAAAAAGGAUGUACUAGAACGAUUGAGACCAUAUCUGUGUGAUAAAAUCAUGGCUGAAAGACAUUUUGACUAUCUGCGUGCCAAGAAGAUCCUCACCAGAGAGGACACAGAGGAGAUCAGCUGCAGAACCACAAGUAAAAAGAAGACUGGAAAGCUGCUUGACUAUCUGGCGGAGAACCCAAGGGGUCUGGACACUCUGAUUGAAUCCAUCCAGCGUGGGAGAAUCCAGAAUUUCAUCAUCACUAAAAUCACUGAUGAAGUACAGAAGGUCAGAAAUGAAAGACUGGAAAGCAUGAAAGCCGGAGCCACCUGUAGCAGCUGCAUGCCACCCAAGUGUAUGGGUGCAACAAACAACCUCUCCAGAACAUUUUCAUAUGAGUCCAACUAUGAGAAAGGCAGAGAUCCCACUUUGCUGUUCCACCCUGAAGGGGAAUGGAGUCCUGGCACAUCCACUGCUGUUUGCUCAAUGAAUUUGCCAUAUGGAUCCAUGUUGGAAAAGGGAACUAGAGUAACCAGUAGCAGUGUGUCUUCCACACUUCCAAAGCCUGGAGACCCGGGGGCGCCAGCACUCCCUGAGGAACUGCAGCCAGAGCCCGAGGGGACCUGUGGAAGCACCAGCAGUGAUGCACAGUUUCAGCCACUUCGCUCGAGGUCUCUGUCAUCAUCACAGCCUCACUUUUCCUAGGAAGAAAUAAUAACUUAUUUUCUCUCUGAAUUUAAGGUGGUUUGGGGGAUUCUGAUGUAUGAAUAAUCUGUACAGUACCUUGAAACACUCAAUCAUACAUUUUGAGGUAAAACUAUAAGAAAUCAAGCUUUGGAUUACAUUUGGAUUACAUUUGGAUUACAUUAUGGUGCCGCUAUCCUUUUAGGUGCUUUUAAAAAAUACCAGAUUUCAAAACAAACAAUAGCUGUGGUAAAGAGAGCUGGUUGAAGGCAUAUACUGUUGUCAUUUUAUAAUUGCACAGAGUAAUCAUAGUUCUUUGGUACUUUUUAAAUCCGCAUUUUAAGUGGCACUAUAAAUGAAUCGCAGUCAAGUCAAUAAACAUUUCACUUUAUACCUUCAUAACCUGAUGAAUUUACCCACCAUCACACAUUAUUCUUUUUGUGGUGCAAGAACCUGUGUUAUCUGACCAAAAUUAAUUGAAGGUCCAAGUGCUGAAAAGACUACAGUACCUUGCAUGAUUAUAAAUGAAAAUACCAACAGCCAUUUCAGUAGUUCGGGACAAACACCAAUCAUAAAAUGUUUUAGUACAAAUAUUUAUUGUAGAGAAUGCGGAGUAUGCGAUUUAACAGAAAAGUAUGCUGUAUAUACACAUUCAUUUGGCAUCAAACCUAACUUGGUUUGAGGGUUCGCUGCCUGGCCAACUGGACGAGGCUGAGACCCCCAUUUGAUAAAACAUAAAAACUGUUAUUAAGAAAGGUGGAGAUGGGGAGGUGGUGGGUUACGAUGAAAUCAAAACGCAACUGAGAGAUAAGUGAAGAGGGUAUUUAUAGUGCUAACAAUUUAAAUUAGCUAAUGUGUAAAUUGAAUGUAAAUUCAAUUUGGUGAUGCAGAGAUUGGUGUCUGACCCUCCUCCCGAACUUUAAUUAUAAAUUUCAUUUAGACAAAUGAGGAUGGUAAGCUCAUGCAAUAAGUAACAAGAAUAUUUAGUCUGUCCAAUACAAGUGAAAAUCUCAGAUGAGGGGGGUAUAGUUAGUCUCUGUAAUAAAGGCAGACAUUAUGUAUUGCCCACAUACCUUGUUUGGGUUGAAUAAACACAUAAUUAAUGUAUUUAUAUUUUUGUUCCCUUGGAAUUGACUCUUACCUAUGGUUUCACGGACCCUGAUUAGCACUCAUCUUGGACUACUUGAUGUUAAUUAGAUAAGAUAGUCUAGGACCAGUGCUAAUCAGGGUCUACAAAACCACCCCUUAUUGUCUUGUUCAUAGAGGUGUGUUAUAGGAGAAGCAUAGCCAGAGCGUAAGCUUAAUUUAGUGAGGAAUGACAAAUAUAUCAACUCUUUAAGGCCUUGUUGAAAGUUAUAACAAUAACUUCUGCCAACCAGAGAAUGUUCAAAUACACAAUAUGUCGAUAUAUCUACAAUAUGUCUAUUUUCAACUGUAAUACUGCCAAAUAAUCUGGUUUUACAAAUCAAAUGUAUUCUAAUUAGACAUGUCAAUGUUGAUUCAUCAUAUAAAGCAGUUAUUUCUUUAAUGUUUAGGUUUCUUUAUAUUUAAGAUUUGAUUGAUUAAAACUAGCUUUUGCGAUUAAUGGUAAAAUAUAAUCUUUUCUGAUUGUAUUACAACUCUACAAAUCUCAACAAAAAUAGUGAAUGCAAGGCAUCCCGACACAUGCACUAGCCAAACCUGCAGGUGAACAAUGUGUCUGUCUAUGAAGCAACAAGUUGACAGACUUCUUGUAAAACUUUUUUUCAAAGUCUGUUUUUAUAAAAUACAGUUUGGCAUCCAUAAAACUCUCGUAGACUGCUGGUGCUGUGUUUAAGAACAGUUAAGAACCUUUUCAUGGCUGUAAAUGAUUCUUUUUGGGCUGUUAUUAUUUUUAGUAUUGUAGGUCAUGGUGUAUUCUGUAUUGUGUAAUGAAUGACGUUGGUUGCAAAUGUAACAAACGACAAAGAAUAUUAUAGGAAGUUAAAAUCUGAAACAUGUUGUAAGUUGAUGCCAAAGGUAAUAAGGGCAUUUAUUCCUACAAUGUAUCAUUUUACAAUAUUUAAUGAUUUACCUUUUGCCACAGUUCUGGUUCUGAAACUGUUUCUCUGGCUAAAAACAAUUAUUUGAGUUGCUAAAUUUGAAUUUGGUUCCUCAGUGCAGGAAACAGUAAUUGUUUGAAUUGCCUUUAUAGUAUUUUUACUGGAUGAAUAAUGUAUUAAUUGACAUUUGGUGGGGAGAUUCAGAUGUUAAUACACUGCACAGUCUAUAUUUUAUUAAAGCUAUUAAAAAAUGUUCAAAGCAGAGAAAAAUGUAUUAGAAAUAAAAAUAAUAAUUAGGAGUUUACAGUUAAAAAUCCUCUGUUAUUUACCCAUUAAGUCUGUGCUGCUGGCAUACAUAACAGUGUACACUACUGAGGUACAUCACUGUGUAGGUUUAUACAGUCCAUAUAUGAAGAGACAUCCUUAAAAAUUUUUUAUAUCUAUCAUUAUAUAAUCCUACAUUAAGAAAAUUGUAUUGGGGUGUGAACUUGUUUGUGGAUUCUGUUCACUGUCAAAAAUAAAUACAGUAAAAGCGCCAUGUAUGGUUGCCUGAAGUUCUGAACUAAGUGGUCAGUGACCUGUGCUUACUACUCAGUAAAUCGAAUGCACAAGAAUGAGAGGGGCAUGUUAAAUAAGCAGACAUCUGUCUUGGGUAACUGAACGUUCAGUGAUCACAUUUGUAUGUAUCAUCAGUGUAUUCCAUUAAAUAAUCCUUUGUCCAAAACA
Messenger RNA from Acipenser ruthenus (sterlet), 3844 nucleotides. RefSeq names its product B-cell lymphoma/leukemia 10-like. The transcript is spliced from 3 exons. Lineage: Eukaryota; Metazoa; Chordata; Actinopteri; Acipenseriformes; Acipenseridae. Gene Ontology annotation, biological process: apoptotic process; adaptive immune response; positive regulation of extrinsic apoptotic signaling pathway. Bases 393 to 1118 code for a protein of 241 amino acids. The record is from RefSeq and is a predicted model, not a curated record. Gene Ontology annotation, molecular function: protein kinase B binding; transcription coactivator activity; NF-kappaB binding. Gene Ontology annotation, cellular component: CBM complex; cytosol.